AUGAUCAAUGACGUGAAUACAGAGUCGAGGGGCAUGGUACGGAUCACUAUGCAAUCCAUGCACGGUAAUUACCGCAGGGAUCUUACGUGUCUGGUGAUUCCGGUUAUCGCCGAUUUAAUUCCCUCAGAAGUCUUUCCGAGAGAAACGAUCAAAUUACCGUCAAACGUUAGAUUGGCGGAUCCGAGUUUCCACCUACCACGCGCGGUUGAUUUGCUGAUUGGUUCAGGGCUCACCUUAUCUCUGUUCUCCGUCGGACAGAUCAACUUGUCGCGUGAAGAUCACGAUCUGUAUUUGCAGAAAACACGACUCGGAUGGGUUGUGGUAGGCGGUGUACCGUCGCAAGUUUCUUCAAAACCGACGUGUUGCAUGACGAAUCUCGAGAAUCAAUUAAACAAAUUUUGGGCAAUUGAAGAAGUCAGGGAAGGUAAGAUGAAAUCGGACGAGCAAAUCGAUUGCGAAGCGCACUUCGAAGGGACGGUGUCUCGCGACGCCGACGGGCACCACAAGGUUCGCUUACCGUUUCGCAAAUCAAACACGCGACUAGGGGAAUCGCGGUCCAUCGCGCUGAGACGUCUAUUGUCGCUGGAGCGUAAACUCAGUUCAAACGCUGCGUUAAGAAAAGAGUACGCGCGAGUAAUCGAGAAGUAUUUGACCCUCAAUCAUACGUUAGCAAUAGAGGGUCCUGAUGACGACGGUUACUAUCUGCCGCACCACGCGGUAAUCAAAGAGGCGAGUAACACGACUAAGGUUCGAAUGGUGUUCGACGCCUCGGCGAAGACAAAUAGCGGAAUGUCGUUGAGCGACGUGUUAAUGGUAGGACCUACCAUUCAAGACACGUUGUUCUCGCAUUUAAUCCGAUUCCGCACAUAUAAUUAUGUCAUCACGGCAGACAUCGAAAAGAUGUAUCGCCAGGUGUUAUUGCACGAAGAUGAUCGCCGUUAUCAGAGAUUCCUCCGACGCGUGGAUGGAUUACUCGGUCCGAUUAUUCUAUACGCUAAAGGGCUGAUGCAAGACAUAUGGCGUUCCGGUUUACAAUGGGACGAAUCUGUCCCACAAGACAUAUAUACGGAGUGGAAGGAAUUUGUUCGACAAUUAGAAUCAAUAAAUCGCUUUACCUUUGAACGUAAAUUGCUAAUAAACGACUAUCACGACGUUCAAAUACACGGAUUCUGUGAUGCCAGUAGUGUCGGCUACGGUGCAUGCUUGUAUGUUCGAUCUAGCAGGGAAAAUGAGACUACGAUUGUCAGAUUGGCAUGCGCCAAAUCAAGAGUCGCGCCGUUAAAACCUAUUACUAUUCCGCGUUUAGAACUCUGUGGUGCAUUAAUAUUGGCGCAAUUAUAUCGGGAAGCAAGCGCUAUAUUUAACGUUACGCCUAACCGAGUCAUUUUCUG
Molecule: messenger RNA, 1391 nt
Organism: Vollenhovia emeryi
Lineage: Eukaryota; Metazoa; Arthropoda; Insecta; Hymenoptera; Formicidae
Exons: 2
Source: RefSeq, a predicted model, not a curated record